AAUACGAUAUAAAAUGCGACCGAAAAAUAACUUCUGUAUCACAUUAUUAUCAUAUUGAACUAAUCAUACAUCGCAAACACACGCGUUUCAUUCCAAUACCCCGAUACAACAAUCAUGAAGAAAUGGAAAAAGAUCUCUCUAUUCGUGUGCGUGUUUGCAUUCGUCAGAGAACUUAGACCUAUCGAACCGUUUUAUGCGGCUUACAUGACAAGUCCAGCUAUAAACAUCACGUUAACUCAGACGUCUAGAGAUGUUUAUGCAGUCGGAGCGUACUCGUGUUUUGGUCUCAUCAUCAUUGUGUUCCUGAUCACCGACUAUCUGAAAUAUAAGCCCGUGUUAAUAAUGGAUGGUAUAUGUGGUAUAAUAACCUACUGCAACAUUGUCGGACAUCCAAGUUUAUUGAGAUUGCAGAUCGGUCAAGUGUUUUACGGUUUUUUCUUUUCUUCCGAAGUGGCUUAUUUUGGUUACUUAUAUGCCAUGACCGACGAUAAACGUUACUAUCAAAGGAUCACAGGGCAAGCUAGAGCGGCAUGUCUGUCGGGCAAGUUCUUAUCGUCCUUAUUCGCCCAAACGGUCAGUCUCGUCAACGGUUCAGUUCCUUACGUUGAAUUGGUGUACGUCAGCGUAUUCGGGAUGUUUUUCUCUGCUGUGUGGGCCUUUUUAAUGCCUGACGUUACUAAUAGUGUGUAUUUUCACAACGAAAGAUCUGAAUCAAUCGAACAGCCUACACCGCCAGUUACAAAUACUACGUCUUCUUCUGGCGCAUCAAAAACCAUUGAGAAUAUUGAAUCUCAACCAUCAAAUACAAAAGUAGCAAAAAUUACCAACAAGGAAAUUAAUAAAAACAAAAGUCUGGGUCAAGUAUUAUUAUACUUAAAGAAGGAUUUCAUACGGUCGUAUUCAGAUCCUUACGUUAUAAAACUUUGUUUAUGGUGGGCUUUCGCUUUCGGAGCAUAUGUACAGGUUUACACUUACAUUAAUGUUUUAUACACAUAUGUAUUAGACUUAAACGAGGAUUCACAUUUUACUUUGUACAACGGAGCGGCAGAAUCACUAAAUACUUUAAUAGGGGCCAUUGCUGCGUAUUCGAUUGGAAAACUUGAACUAAAUUGGUUUAAAGUCGGAGACUUGUUUUUAGGAAUCGGUUCAAUACUCGCUGGAAUCGUACUUCUAGGUUGUUUUUACACGAGAACUAUGUGGUUCAUUUACGCUUUCUACAUCAUUUACGGAUGUCUUUACCAGACAAUGUUGACGGUCGCCGAAUCCGAGGUCGCAAAACGAUUGAGCAGAGAUAGUUACGGACUCGUAUUCGGAUUUAACUCGUUUAUAGCUCUGUUCCUACACACGCUAAUGACUUAUGGCAUCGUCCAAGGGCACAUUAUCUCGGUUUCGACGAUACAACAAUUCUUGAUUUAUGCUGUUUACUACAUGGCUAUUGGAGCAGUAUUCCUAAUUUUCUCAAUCAAAAAUUAUUUCUCAUCGACUACAACUGCCGCCAAUCUUAUAGAAUGUAAGCAAUAAAUUAUUUAUUUUAUUACUCAUAUAUCUACAACUCAUUAUUUUUUUUAAAUUUAUUUUUUUUAUAUUUUUUAUUACAUAUAAUUUUAAAAGAAUAUAAAUGCGUGAAUUGUGAACACUCUAAUAAAUAAUUCGAUUGGUUUGUGUUUA
Molecule: messenger RNA, 1668 nt
Organism: Aphis gossypii (cotton aphid)
Lineage: Eukaryota; Metazoa; Arthropoda; Insecta; Hemiptera; Aphididae
Product: thiamine transporter 2-like
Exons: 9
Coding region: 115-1521 (468 amino acids)
Biological process (GO): vitamin transport; transmembrane transport
Cellular component (GO): plasma membrane
Molecular function (GO): vitamin transmembrane transporter activity
Source: RefSeq, a predicted model, not a curated record